AUGACAUCCCCACUUUUCCGAAUUGGACAGGUGCUUCGAGGCAAGUCAGGGAGCAACCAAGCCAAACAGCCCGUCAUCAUAAAAAGCGUCUUGGGUCACCCACGAGUAGAGAAUGAACGAGAUAUUCUAAACCGUUUCCAAAACAACACGUCUUGCUUGCGACCUUUACUAGACGAAAUCAAGGAUCCCCCUAAGCCCACUACUAUUGUCUUGAGACAUCUUGAGGAUGAUCUAUCCCGAGCAACGAGAAAAAGACCUCUAGGUCGAAAAGAGAUUAAUUUUGUUUCACGCCGGAUACUUGAAGCGUUGAGGUGUCUUCACGAGGGGGGAUAUGUACAUGCAGAUAUCAAACCGGAUAAUAUAUUUGUUAAUUACACAAAGAAAGCAGGAUUAGACAGUGAAGUACGAUUCUCCGAGAUCCAGCUGGGAGAUCUCGGUGGUUUAUGUCACAUUGAUUCAAAAUGGGCUACAUCGGGGACUCCCUUAGGGACACCUAUAUGGCGUAGUCCCGAAAUGGUCAUGGAAACCCCCUGGGGCACUCCAGCUGAUAUCUGGUCAUUCGGUGCCAUGUUGAUAUAUCUCAUCUACGGGGGCGAUUUCAACUUAUUCAACCCCACCACGGUACCAUACGACCAUGAAGAAUAUAGUCUGGAAGUAUUAAAACAACAAUUCAGAUAUUUUGGACCCUGGCCCGGGAAAUAUGAUGAGAUUGCGAGUCCUGAGACCGUACGUGCUAUUGUGUGGAUUAUGAGGGAGAUUCCCAAAUCGGAUACUACGCCGUUUUCGCUGGUAUCGGAGAAAGAAGUUCGUAAGGAAGAUAAACGAUUUAUUAUGGAUAUUAUGAAAAUGGACUGGAGGGAUAGGCCCACUGCUAGGGAGUUGUUGGAACAUGAUUGGUUUAGAGAGGGGGGUGUGGUGGAAGUGUGAAUCGCGCGGAGUUUAAGAAUGUAGUUGGGCAGGGCCUGGGGGUUUUUAAUCCUCUGACAGUGCUGCUGUAGGGUCCUGGGCUAUCUAUCUCGUACAUGGUUGUCGUUUAGUUAGCUCCUUUGGGGAUUCUGCUGAGGGUUAUCGAGGAAACCUGGUGUUCUCGCUUAGGCCCCAGCACAGUAACCUUGCCAAAAUACUUUUUGGCAGCUUGUUGCCUAAGAAAGGCCACUA
Aspergillus sclerotioniger CBS 115572 is the source of this 1158-nucleotide messenger RNA. Its product is annotated as putative serine/threonine protein kinase. The transcript has 4 exons. Bases 1 to 927 code for a protein of 308 amino acids. Gene Ontology annotation, cellular component: cytoplasm. Lineage: Eukaryota; Fungi; Ascomycota; Eurotiomycetes; Eurotiales; Aspergillaceae. Gene Ontology annotation, biological process: protein phosphorylation. The record is from RefSeq and is a predicted model, not a curated record. Gene Ontology annotation, molecular function: protein serine/threonine kinase activity; ATP binding.